GACAUCGACAUUCGCCACCAGCGCAUCGACCUCGACACCAACAACAAUGCCUACCCGCUUCUCCAAGACUCGCAAGCACAGAGGCCACGUCUCCGCCGGUUACGGCCGUGUGGGCAAGCACCGCAAGCAUCCUGGCGGUCGUGGUCUCGCUGGUGGCAUGCACCACCACAGGAUCAUGAUGGACAAAUACCACCCGGGUUACUUCGGUAAGGUUGGUAUGCGUCAUUACCACCUCACGCGCAAUGUCUACUGGCGCCCAACGAUCAACCUCGACAAGCUCUGGACGCUUGUACCGGAAGAGGAGAAGAAGGAUUUGAAGGAGGACAGCGAGGUCGUGCCAGUAAUUGAUACGCUUGCGCUGGGGUACGGGAAGGUGCUGGGCAAGGGCCGGUUACCAAAGCUGCCGUGCAUCGUCAAAGCACGAUUCGUGUCUGCGAAGGCCGAGAAAAAGAUCAAGGAGGCUGGCGGCGUGGUCAAGCUGAUAGCAUAAUCGUGUUGACUAUGUUCCUGUCUGUUCCAUGUUAUGAUCAUGCUCUCUAAGGGAGUUACCUGUGUGGUUGAAGAACGACCCUUCGUGAAGUCGAGGAGACAUAUAGCUCUUGUGUGCAGUUUGC
Molecule: messenger RNA, 614 nt
Organism: Dacryopinax primogenitus
Lineage: Eukaryota; Fungi; Basidiomycota; Dacrymycetes; Dacrymycetales; Dacrymycetaceae
Exons: 4
Coding region: 47-490 (147 amino acids)
Biological process (GO): translation
Cellular component (GO): cytosolic large ribosomal subunit
Molecular function (GO): structural constituent of ribosome
Source: RefSeq, a predicted model, not a curated record